Lynx canadensis (Canada lynx) is the source of this 1165-nucleotide messenger RNA. RefSeq names its product triggering receptor expressed on myeloid cells 2 (gene TREM2). The coding region runs from base 10 to 843 and encodes 277 amino acids. Gene Ontology annotation, molecular function: signaling receptor activity. Gene Ontology annotation, cellular component: cell surface. The transcript is spliced from 6 exons. NCBI's taxonomy places the organism in Eukaryota, Metazoa, Chordata, Mammalia, Carnivora, Felidae. The record is from RefSeq and is a predicted model, not a curated record.
GACGGAUGAAUGGAUAAAGAAGAUGUGAAGACAGCCCAGUUCCUGUGGGCAGCACUCGACGCGCCUGCCCCUCUCCUUUCCGCACUUCAAGGGAAAGACGAGAUCUUGCACAAGGUCCCCUGUGUCUGCCUUCCACCAGGGAAGCCUGACAUGGAGCCUCUCCGCCUGCUCAUCCUGGUGGCCGUCACAGAGCUGUCCCGAGCCCACAACACCACCGUAUUCCAGGGCAUGGCGGGCCGGUCCCUGCAGGUCUCCUGCCCCUACAACUCCUUGAAGCACUGGGGCAGACGCAAAGCCUGGUGCCGCCAGCUGGAUGAAGAGGGCACGUGCCAGAGGGUCGUCAGCACCCACCGCUCGUGGCUGCUGUCUUUCCUGAAGAGGUGGAAUGGGAGCACGGCCAUCGUGGAUGAUGCCCUGGGGGGCACACUCACCAUUACGCUGCGGAAUCUUCAAGCCCACGAUGCCGGCCUCUACCAGUGCCAGAGUCUCUAUGGUGAUGAGGCCGACACCCUCAGGAAGGUCCUGGUGGAGGUGCUGGCCGACCCCCUUGAUCACCUGGACCCUGGAGGUCUCUGGAUCCCUGAAGAGUCCAAGAGCUUCGAGGAUGCCCAGGUGGAACGCAGUAUGUCCAGGGGUCUCUCAGAAGAGGAUAUCCCCUUUCCACCCACUCCCGUCCUUUUCCUCCUGGCCUGCAUGUUUCUGGGCAAGCUUUUAGCAGCCAGUGCUCUCUGGGCUGCGGCCUGGCAUGGGCAGAAACUGGGGACGCCCCGGGCCGGUGGGCUGGACUGCAGCCGUGACCCAGGUUACCAGCUCCAGACCCUAACAGGGCAGAGAGACACGUGAGAGAAGACCCGGCAUGGGAAGAGAGGCCCCGGGAGAGGUCUGCUGGGACCACCCCGGCCUGCACACCUGCCCCUCAGCCACCAAGACUCAUGGUUCUGCUUUGGCGAAAGGUCACCCUGCCCACACCCUGCUUCCCCUGGCCCCUGGAAACAGAGGUGUGUGUGUGUGUGUGUAUGUGUGUGUGUGUGUGUGCGGGCACACCUGGGAAGUGGGAAGGACAUUCACCAACUUGUAGGCAUUGGUUAUUAAACACUCUCACAAAUAAAUCCAAGACUUCUCUUUGGCUACCAGGCUAGGAGAAUGAAUCUGGACGAGGAAAAGA